Lactuca sativa (garden lettuce) is the source of this 1515-nucleotide messenger RNA. RefSeq lists its product as uncharacterized. Lineage: Eukaryota; Viridiplantae; Streptophyta; Magnoliopsida; Asterales; Asteraceae. Gene Ontology annotation, molecular function: chromatin binding. The record is from RefSeq and is a predicted model, not a curated record.
UGUGCGCUAAACACUGCUCGGCGUAUUACGCACCAUCGGAUCACCGAUGUUCUGAUUCUCAACAGAGGGACACCACACCACCUUGCAGCGCCGGCAAUGAUAUUCGACGGCCUGGACUUCCGGUCGAAGAAAGAUGAUGCGUGGUACGCCUGCGGCGUCGUUCUUGACGGAAAGAAGCUCCGAGUGAAGUUCAAGGAUUUUGUGGAGAGUUUCCAUGAUGAGGUUUUCUCCAUCGCUGAUUUCUCCACUCACCGUGAAAUUGAACAAUUUCUCCUUAGAUUCCGUCCGACGUCCAUGCCGAUAGAGGAGAAUGAGUGCUCCAAAGUGAUAGAAGGCAUGAUGGUCUCUGCUACAUAUACACGCGAUGGAUUAGUUCGAUUCUUUGAUGCCAUUGUUGAUGCCGUGAAUUACAAAGAGCACACACCUGGGAAGUGCAUAUGCACUUAUCUACUAUUCUGGCAACAUGGUCCUGCUGAAGGCAACAUAACUGCAGCAAGUAUUGAUGAUAUAUGCCUUAUUAUGUCUGGUGCCAUUGAUCCCAGAGUGACUGAAUUCGCAAAGCUUGUGAGGGAAAAACUUAGAGGUGCCUCUUCUCAAUCUAGUUUCACAUCCAAGGCUCCAUUUUUGUCUAAAAAAACAAGUUCAAACCAAACUCUCAUCAAGUUACAGGAGUUCAGUGGUGAUGGAGACAGUCGUAAUGGUGGAUCAUCUGAAGGGAGGGAAAAAUUCAAGAUUCAACUAAAUGAUCAAGACAGAGAUAUGGGAGGUGUCAAAGAUACUGGCUUUCAUCAUUACAUAAUAUUAGAAAAUCUGGAGAAAAAUCUAUCUCCAGUGUUAAUGACAGAGUUCAUACACGAACACACUUCAAUCACAGCACAAGCAUAUGUUUUUUUAAGCUUGUCAGCAGAAACAUAUGCUAGAGGAGCACUUGUUUUAAAUAGCAAAUCAAAGCUUAAGAGGAUAUAUGAAUUUAUAAACAACCCAAAUCACUUCAUUGUAUCUUCAUCUGGAAGGCCAUGGGUAAUAGCUGAAGACAUGCUUAGAAAUGGAACUUUCAACAUAAACCUUCAGAGCUUGCAGCUAAAGUGUAAGAACCAAAAUACAGAGAGCAAGUUAAUAAUUGUACGAUUAGGAACAGAUGAAUAUAUGAGAGCUAAACAACUGAAAGAGAUAUACAUGGAAUUUCGUGAUCAUGUAAAUAUACUUGUGGAGAAGUUAGAUAUGGAGGAGAAGAAGAACUUGAAUCCAUCCAGUGCAAAUUAGAGUCUGCAAAUUGUAUAUAUGCAGUUUCUAAUGAAGGUUUGUAACUUGUAAAGGUGCAAGUUUUUUUUUUGUGUAUGUAUGUGAAGUUGAGAUGUAAGAUAGCAGCUAUUAAGAGACCUGUGUUUGAUUCUUUGUUUGGUAGCUCUAGUGAAAUAAUCAUGUUUGUGUUAGAAUAAACCUACAAUAAUGUGACCUUAGGACCGUUUCUGUAAUGAAUAAUGUGUUAGUAAUAUAUUUACUGAUUUUAUCCUC